Messenger RNA from Trichobilharzia szidati, 2486 nucleotides. The record is from the annotation of a GenBank genome assembly. Lineage: Eukaryota; Metazoa; Platyhelminthes; Trematoda; Strigeidida; Schistosomatidae.
AUGGAUACGGAUGACACAUUAGUUUCAUAUUCAGUGAAGAAACGAAUUGAAGAAGAUGAAUUUGUUGAUAUUGUUGGUGGCAAUGGAGGGGGUGGUGGUCAUGUCGGUGGCGGUGGCACCGGUGAGGAUGUUGACUCAACAGCUGCACAAAAGUUAACCAGUGAGAAUUAUAUCCACUCAUCAACUACAGCUAUUGGUUCAAUGUCGCCUGAAGUGAAUUCAUCGUUGAAAAUGUCACGUUUUGAGUCGAAAUCACGUGUUAUAUCGUCUAUGAGUAAUCGUAAUGCAGCAGGCGGCACAGAUGGACAAACAAUCAGUGCACCUGGUGGUUUCUCGGCAUGGUGUGGACGAGUAGGACCGAUGAAUAUGUUUAAUCAAUCAUCAUUUGGUGGUCAUCAUGGAAUGAAUAAAACCGGUGGAAAUAGUUGUGCAUCCAGUGGAGGUGUAUUCCGUGGUUCUUUAGUAACCUCACCUACAGAGCUGACAAAUUCACUUGGCGGUGCACUUGGAUUUAAAACAUUCAACUCAGAACUACCAACGAAUAUGAUUACAGAUAAAUUGUUUGGUCCGACUACAGCGAUGACUGCUACUGCUACUACUACGACUACUAUUGAGCCUAAAGGAAGUCGUACUCCAGGUACUGGAGGUGGUGGUGGCAGUGGAAGUACUACUGGGGAUGGAUCUGCUCCAUGCACUCCACUAGCGCAUUUAUCACUUUCUCCGGCAAGUUUAGAUAUGAUGCCAACACGUGUUAUUGACUAUUUGGAUGUACAUUUAUGUCGUGAAGCUGGUGAAAUGCUCCCGUUGGCGGUGAAUGAUCGUCUGCGUCAUGGUAGACAUUUUACAUUUUUAAAUGCUAAUUAUCCCGAUCAUGCAAUCACAUUAGUUCCAACUGGUGUGUCUGGUGCAUUUGUCAGUGAAGAGACACCAUAUGUUGCUCGUGGACCAUGGUUACAGAUUCUACUAACAGAUGACUUUUUGGAACAACUGGAAUUUCAAUUCUCAUGUUUAUUAUAUCCAGAUGAAUUACGUCUCCCGUUGGUAUUCCGUUGGCCUGAAAGACACCUACGUAUCUGCUUGAUUGAUGUGAAUUCACCAACCUCUUCGUCUGUAAUACCAAGUGGUGGUUGUGGAGGAAGUAAUAUCCCAACGAAUCCUCUUCCAUCCUCAUCAGCGAUGUCAUCCACUUUGAUGAACUCGAAUACGCCUACAACACCUCCAACUACUACUACUGUCAGUGCUUCGGUUACACCAUCUCAUCCUCAAAACCACCCGCAUAAUAUUCACUCUAUUGUAUCGAAGGCAUCAAAUUCCCCGUGUAAUUGGAAUAUAUCAUCAAUGUUUGAGAAUAAAUUGUUAUCGACUAGUGGGACACCUUCUUCAGUUAUGCCACAGCAACAACAGCAGCAACAGAAUGCAUUUACAAAAACUGAUUUAUUAUUCCCUUCACCAUCAGCAUCGUCGUCAUUAUUUUCAUCAUCUGCAUCGUUGUUUCCACCGGGAUGUAUCCCACCGCCGAAUGUUUUAGCCUCUUUAUUCAGUUCCUCAGCCGCUAGUAAUAUGAAUAGUAAUAGUAAUAAUAAUAGUAAUUCUGGAAGCAUUCAUAGAAGUACCAAUACUACUACUUCUACUGCCAGCAAUAUUCCGAGUACUAAUCCUGGAAGUAACAAUAAUAAUCGCAGUGAGUCAUCUCAAACAGAAUUACUCAGAAAUCCUUUUCUCCAAUCGAUAUCUUCUUUACAACAAACCCCGUUGGCGUCAACUAUGCCAGUUCCAUCGCCAGUACAUCCUCAACAGCCACAGUCAUCAUCAUUGCCAUCUUCAACAGACUCUGGUGUAAUGAUGAAAAUGGAUCCAACCGCCUUUAUGAAUAAUUGGUCAACAUUUUUACAAACACUCAUGAAUAAUAGUAGUAGUAGUAAUGCGGAUGUCUUUAGACAGGCGAUGUUCACUGGUCAUCCUAGUAAUCCUAGUGCUUAUUUUAUGGAAAUAAUGCAAAGUAUCCUGAACAACAGUAGUAGUAGUAGUGGUAGUGGUAGUGCUAAUAAUAAUAGCGGUACUAAUCCCAGUGUUAUGCUGCAUCAUCCACUGACUGCUAUUACGUCAUCCGGUGGUGGUGGUGGUGGUGGGGCAGGAUUACCGUCUGCCACCGCCUCAUCGUCAUUAUCAGUAACUAGGCAUUUUUAAACAAAGAACCUAUUGAAUAUGAAUCAAAGUUGAGCACAGCGAUAGUGUUUACUCAUUCAUUCAUUCAUUGGCAGGGAAUUACUAUUAAUGACAAUGAUAAGUGGGGAUCCGGGCAGACAAAAGACGACCCUGAAUGUUAAGUAAUCUCUUUUUAUUUCGUCAUGUUUUCAAGUUGUGCACUUACUAUCCUUGAAUUUAUAUCUAAUAUUAUAGUUUAUUUAAUGAGCACAUAUUUAUUUAUAUGUAAUUUCAUUGAUUUCUUUCAUUGUCAUUAUUAUCAUCAUAGUAGGUAGAUAGGU